AUGCCGGCCAUUGAAGUGGGCACCCUCGGAGGUGGUACAGUCUUGGAUCCCCGGGGCGGCGUCCUCGACCUUCUCGGCGUCCGUGGCCCGCACCACACACAGCCGGGUGCGAAUGCCCGUCUCCUGGCGCGUAUCGUCGCCGCUGCCACGCUGGCGGGCGAGUUGUGUCUUUGCAGCGCCCUGGCGGCUGGCCAUCUCGUCAGGGCGCCUAAGCAGCAUAAUUGCUCUGCGGCGCCCACGAGAACCAGUGCCCCAGCCCCAAGUUCGAGAGAAAUACCUAACUUUUGGGCGGGCGUUAAAGCCUGUGCGUCAUAA
Colletotrichum orchidophilum is the source of this 315-nucleotide messenger RNA. Its product is annotated as 3-hydroxy-3-methylglutaryl-coenzyme A reductase. NCBI's taxonomy places the organism in Eukaryota, Fungi, Ascomycota, Sordariomycetes, Glomerellales, Glomerellaceae. Gene Ontology annotation, cellular component: endoplasmic reticulum membrane; peroxisomal membrane. Bases 1 to 315 code for a protein of 104 amino acids. The record is from RefSeq and is a predicted model, not a curated record. Gene Ontology annotation, molecular function: hydroxymethylglutaryl-CoA reductase (NADPH) activity. Gene Ontology annotation, biological process: ergosterol biosynthetic process; coenzyme A metabolic process; isoprenoid biosynthetic process. The transcript has 2 exons.